Messenger RNA from Echinops telfairi (small Madagascar hedgehog), 3270 nucleotides. RefSeq names its product solute carrier family 19 member 2 (gene SLC19A2). Bases 86 to 1579 code for a protein of 497 amino acids. The record is from RefSeq and is a predicted model, not a curated record. Lineage: Eukaryota; Metazoa; Chordata; Mammalia; Afrosoricida; Tenrecidae. Gene Ontology annotation, molecular function: vitamin transmembrane transporter activity. Gene Ontology annotation, biological process: vitamin transport; transmembrane transport. The transcript is spliced from 6 exons. Gene Ontology annotation, cellular component: plasma membrane.
CGCCAUUGAACCUGAUUCCCGUUGGCCCGGGAAAAAGAGGAGGAGAAGGAAGGGGCCGGGCGGGUCCCCGCCCCUCGCUCCCCGGAUGGAUGCGCCGGGCCCCGUGUCCCGGCGGGCGGCGGCGGCGGCGGCCACCAUGCUCCUGCGCACGGCUCGGGUCCCUCGCGAGUGCUGGUUCUUGCCCACUGCGCUGCUCUGCGUCUACGGCUUCUUCGCCAGCCUCCGACCGUCCGAGCCCUUCCUGACCCCCUACUUGCUGGGGCCGGACAAGAACCUCACCAACCUCGAGGUCUUCAAUAAAAUCUAUCCAGUAUGGACUUACUCUUACCUGGUGCUAUUGUUUCCUGUGUUCCUUGCCACAGACUACCUCCGUUACAAACCUGUUGUUCUGCUGCAGGGACUCAGCCUUAUUGUUACAUGGUUCAUGCUGCUCUAUGCCCAGGGACUGCUGGCCAUUCAGUUCUUGGAAUUCUUCUAUGGCAUUGCCACAGCCACUGAAAUUGCCUACUACUCUUAUAUCUACAGUGUGGUAGACCUGGGCAUGUACCAGAAAGUCACAAGUUACUGCCGAAGUGCCACAUUGGUGGGCUUCACAGUGGGCGCUGUCCUGGGCCAAAUCCUUGUCUCGGUGGCAGACUGGUCCCUGUUUAGCCUGAACGUCAUCUCUCUGACCUGUGUUUCUGUGGCUUUUGCUGUGGCUUGGUUUCUCCCCAUGCCACAGAAGAGCCUUUUCUUUCACCAUGUUCCACCCACCUGCCAUGCAGUGAACGGCAUCAAGGCACCAAGUGGUGGUAUUGUUACUGACACCCCAGCUGCUAGCCACCUUCCAGGAUGGGAAGACAUCGAGUCAAAAAUCCCUUUAAAUGUGGAGGAGCUUCCCACCGAGGAACCAGAAGCCACGCCAGACCGCCUCCUCGUGCUGAAGGUCCUAUGGAAUGAUUUUCUGGUGUGCUACUCCUCUCGCCCUCUGCUCUGCUGGUCUGUGUGGUGGGCCCUCUCUACCUGCGGCUAUUUCCAAGUUGUGAACUACACACAGGGCCUGUGGGAGCAAGUGGAGCCUUCUCGAAAAGCUGCUAUUUAUAAUGGUGGUGUGGAGGCAGUUUCAACCUUACUGGGUGCUGUUGCCGUGUUUGCAGUUGGCUAUAUAAAAAUAUCAUGGUCAACGUGGGGAGAAAUGACAUUGUCUCUGUUUUCCCUUCUGAUUGCUGCCGCGGUGUAUAUUAUGAACAUCGUGAGGAACAUUUGGGUGUGCUACGCAUCCUAUGUUGUCUUCAGAAUCAUCUACAUGCUACUCAUCACUAUAGCAACUUUCCAGAUUGCUGCAAACCUCAGCAUGGAACGUUACGCACUAGUGUUUGGUGUCAACACCUUCAUUGCCCUAGCACUGCAGACUCUGCUCACGCUUAUUGUGGUAGAUGACAGUGUUCUCGGCUUAAAAAUUACCACUCAGUUCCUGAUCUAUGCCAGUUACUUUGCACUCAUUGCUGUGGUUUUCCUGGUUAGUGGUGCAGUCAGUAUUAUGAAGAAAUACAGAAAACGAGAAGAUCCAGAAUCAAGUUCUCAAAUAACCACUUCAUAAUAUGCACUGCUGAAAGUCAUCUUACAGCAAGAACUCUGCACAGCAACUGGGCCUGGAUGCAUUUACUUUUUUAGGGCAUAGACCUAUAUUUAUGAAUGUGCAUUUCAUGGCUUCAAAGCAACCACUUGACUAUUAAUAACUUGUGUCUGGGACUAAUAGCAGAUUGUUGAAAGGAGCCAGAAGUUCAUUUCAUGUGGUAUUUAUGAGCGCUAAACAAUGGAUGACUUUUUCCUGAUUCAAGUGAGCUCGAUUUUGAAACUAAUUAAUCAAGAACAAUCAAGCUGCACAUGGCUUGUAUACUUAAUUAGCAAGUGAGUUUGAUGUUCUGUAGGUCAAGUACAUCUCUCUCCUUUUGGCCAGAGGCUUGGCCUGUUGGAACCAGUGCUUUACAGGGGCCGCAGAUAGCACAGGUCACGAUGGAAAUGUUUUAGCAGUACGUGCCUCUGUUCAACCUAAUUUUUGUUUCUGUGUUUACCCAUGUGCAUUUGUGUUUCUACAGAUGAAAUGUAUUCCUAUUCACUGGCAAUAUUUGCUCUGGUAUUGUAUUCUCUAAGGAGUAUGGGUCAUUUCUAAUUUUAAGUUAUUAGAAAAAGUUAAUUGUAUGGAUAUUCUUCUCAAUAGUUGUCUUGACAAUUAUGUGUGUGUAGGUUUUCCUUAGAAUUACAUUGUUUGCAUUGUUCAUAUGCUUCCUAGAGAAGCUCACAUAGUUACAAAAGAAGACAAGCUUUGAAACCUGCUAACGACCCUAAAGCAAGAGACUGAAUCAGAAUAGGGAAAGUGGGUUUCCUGCUUGUCUUUAAUUCUUCAUUAUGGAAGACUGCCAUUUCCAUGAUGAAAACUUAGUAUAGGGAUAUGAAUGAACCCAUUGUUAUUUGCAUUCCCUUUAUUUCUAAAAUAAAAUGGAAACUUUUUAAAUAAUUCCAUCUCCAUUUAUAGCUUUUACAUGGUUUUGUCCUUCUAACACUAGAGAAGGAUGUUGUUAGGAGUUGGAUUGUCCCAAGGACUUUCCAUAAAAUGAGCCUCUUUUCCACUAUUUCAAUAGGACAGAACCUUGGAUAGACUCGAUUCCUGUAAAAUCUGCCUUUGUUUCUAAGGGUGGAUAGCCCUGGAUAUUUACUAAAGAUAAAAGUUGCUAGUAUUCUAAUCCCCGGUUACUUGAAGAAGCGCCAGUGAGUAUGCAUUUACUUUUAGAAUCUCGAUAUAGUGGCUGCUGUCUAUGUGAGGUGUGAAGACUAUUUUACAUUUUUGAAAAGGCCAACUUUUUUACUUUCUCUUGAAAAAGUUUGUAUGUAGGUGCUUUUAAAUACAAAGUUAACUUUUCAGAAUGACACAGCUAAACAGUGUUAAUAACGAUUUGAAGAUUAUGAAAUUGAUAAUUCAUUUGGUUUAAGCCAGAAUCCGAGAGACAAAUGGAAGGACGGAAUGGGUAGCUUGCUGUUCACCACUCUCUCUCAGUAAAGGAAAGAAAAGGGGCGUUGAUGAAAGGAGGAAGGGCAUGAUGUCUUCAGCGCAGCACCAGCUUGACCUGUGUUGGUUUAGUUUUGUACCCCCUUUUUUUGAGGCCAGGUAGGAAAUUAUUUACUGAGAAACAAGUGGAAAAAUGGUAUUUGAGAGUUUCUAAAAAUCAUUUUUCCUUUUUGUUUUAUUAAAAGGUCAUUUUUUUUAUUGGGGGGCUCUUACAGCUCUUAUAA